Messenger RNA from Ooceraea biroi (clonal raider ant), 1912 nucleotides. RefSeq names its product troponin C-like. Gene Ontology annotation, molecular function: calcium ion binding. Gene Ontology annotation, cellular component: myosin II complex. Lineage: Eukaryota; Metazoa; Arthropoda; Insecta; Hymenoptera; Formicidae. The record is from RefSeq and is a predicted model, not a curated record.
AUUAGGUCAGUAGUUCGAUUUAACGUCGAAGCUUUAUCUGAUUGGCUGAUGAGAGUUAACAUGCAUAUAUCGAGGUUAAACGUAGUUGCCAGAUAAUUUUUUCACAUACAAGCUAUCGGCAAUCCACUGCAAUCCUCUAAAAGGAUGCAAUGCCAAUACCAAACCGCUAUAUGUACGAUACACUGCAACGUAUAACCGCUUUCAUGUUCGCGAAUAGUUACGGUGGAUCUCUAGUAUAUUAUAACGGUCAUCUACAUCAUACAGAUAUAAUCAAAUAUAUGAUUUUUCUUAUAUGGACUUCACACAUAAUGCUACUAAUACUAAUCGUAAUAUUUCCAACUUUUAUCAUCUCUCUCUCCUGUAUGUUUCGUAAAUUAUGAAAACUAAAUGUUUAAAAAUAAGAUACAAUAUGCAAUUAGUACUUUUUGAAAGUCUAUUACUGCAAUAAAUUUGUAAUUAUCGUACAAUUUGUAUAUAUCUAAAAGAUAUAUUUUAAAAUAUUCGAUUGUGUUCAGUUGCGUCAGUACAUUGAUUGUUUCGCAAAUAGACAACCGUGAAAGCGUCCUAAAUAAAAAUCUUUUUAUAGCGAGUUCGAUUCGAUACAUGAUCUAUUAACACCGAUUGUAGGUGUGUAUCUCUAGUAUCGCUAAUUACAUUACUGCGGCUCAGUAUGACUUUUUCAUCGGUACAGUAAGUUAGCUGCACUCGAAAGGAACCCGUUAAUUCGAUUUUGUAAUACAAGUUCAAUUUUUCGAUUUUUAUUAUAACAGGACGAAUUUUAACACUAUGGUAACUAUCGUGUAAAUUUACAGUGAAAGUUUCUAUUGCUCAAAAUUAAUUAUGAAAUAAUAAAAAUUCUAAGUGUUUUAUGUGUGUUCUUUUUCUAUUUUGCAAACAACUUAUAAUGGUCAUUAACAACAUUCGUUCGAUUGCAGGAAGAAGUUCAACUUAGCAAAGAUCAAUUAUCUCGUAAGUACAUUUCAUAUUAAACCAACAUUAUUAUCGCGCGUACUGAUAAAUGCUUCAAAUAUUACAUUUGACGAAUUCAGAAGUAUUAUUAAGAUCACAAGAGAUAAUUAAGAAUAGUUAAUUGUAAAACAUACACAUACAUAUAGACAAAACAUAGACACAUAAUAUGUAAAAAUAAGAAAUUAUUUUUCCAACCAGAUUUGCAAAUGGCAUUUGACGCAUUCGAUCACGAUAAAAAAGGGUGUAUCAGCACAGAUAUGGUCAGCACAAUUCUAGGUAUGCUCGGCCACGAGGUUUCACCACAAGAGCUCGCAGAAAUUAUCGCGGAAAUUGAUACGGAAGGAAACGGCGAAUUAAAAUUUGAGGAAUUUUGCAAAUUGGCGUCGCGCUUUCUCGAGGAGGAAGUCGAUACCGAGGCGAUACAACAGGAGCUACGAGAGGCAUUCCGGCUUUACGAUAAGGAAGGCAAUGGUUACAUUACUACCGAUGUGUUCAGAGACAUUCUUCACGAGCUGGACGACGCGCUAUCUCCGGAAGAGCUCGAUAUGAUCAUAGAGGAGGUGGACAUUGACGGAUCUGGCACGCUCGAUUUCGAAGAAUUCAUGGAGGUCAUGACAGGAUAAAUUAUUACUUUGGCACUGCUCGGAUGCCCCAUGUCUAUCGCGCACAAGUCGAACAACGUGUAUGCUGCGCGAAUUGAGAAGCCGAAAUCCCCCGCGAGAUUAUACGUGACACUGGCAGGAUAUAGAGUUCGCUCGUUCAUCAUAUAAGGAAGUCGCCGUAAAACUUAUAUUUUUUAUAAAGUACGUGAGUCGAAAGUUUGAGAUGCGAUGAUUCAGAAGAAAUUCAUACAUUUUUCGAAUAAUGUAGCUCGUACAAAAUAUGUAUUAAACGUGGCCAAUGUGAUAUAUAAUAAAAGGACUUUGAAAUCUUUGGAAACAAA